Messenger RNA from Penicillium angulare, 3774 nucleotides. Its product is annotated as ATP-dependent helicase dcl2. Gene Ontology annotation, cellular component: nucleus; RISC complex; cytoplasm. Gene Ontology annotation, biological process: siRNA processing. Gene Ontology annotation, molecular function: ribonuclease III activity; RNA binding. The record is from RefSeq and is a predicted model, not a curated record. Lineage: Eukaryota; Fungi; Ascomycota; Eurotiomycetes; Eurotiales; Aspergillaceae. The coding region runs from base 1 to 3774 and encodes 1257 amino acids. The transcript has 4 exons.
AUGGACUUUUGGGAGACUCAAGAAAUUUGGGAUCUCGCUCUUCGGGGAGUGAAGGUGGUUUUCUCGACAUACGCUGUUCUAGCUGACGCGAUGACUCACGGGUUCAUUCCGUUAGCCCGAUUGAACUUGAUUGUUUUUGACGAAGCACACUCUUGCAGGAAAGCGCACCCUGGGAGGCAACUCAUGCGGGGCUUCUAUCAGGAUGCAAAAUCGAAUGGCCAAAAAAUUCCAAAAAUACUUGGUUUGACUGCCUUUGUUGAUGCGAGGAAUGUCCAGGAACUCGAGAGAACUUUGGAUGCAAAUUGUCGGUCUCCAAUGACCAAUCACCAAGCGAUGAUAUGCAAGAAUUUUGAAAAACGCCCGACGAAAAUUUUCUAUCCUCAUAACGGCUACUCAAGGCCACCCAUCCCCCAUGACCUAGAUAUGAAAAAGGAUGCACCCAAUGAGUUGCGUAACCAAAGUACCACCCAAAGCAUAAAAGUCUUCGAAACCAUGAGAAGAUUUUUCAGACAAGCUGGUACCAUCUGGGAGACUUUAGGAGCAUGGGCUGUGCACCGCUUUCUCACGCAUAGGGCCCUUUGGCUCAACAGCGGAGCUGAUUACGGGCAAGAAAUACCAUGUCGUAAGCUCAUCGAAAAUUUAUUGAGUAGUACUGCCAUCCAACUUGAGCAACAAGGAAGUGUUUCUGAGAAGGUUCAGACAUUGAUCUCACUUCUUGCAGAGAAGAUUCAUCCCGAUUUCUCGGGAGUUAUCUUCGUGCGCGAAAAGAUAAGUGCUUUCAUCUUGACAGAAUUAAUCAAUACUCACCCAAAAACUCGAGGAAUAUUUUGGAGUGCCGCUUGCGUAGGCUCUAGUAAUCGAUCUGAACAUCGGUACAAUUCUGAUCUUGCCAAUGUUCAAAAAGGCGAGGAUGUGGUCCGUCGGCUGCGCGAUGGCCGUAUAAAUCUUAUUGUGGCUACUAGCGUAUUGGAAGAGGGUAUUGACAUUCCAGCAUGUCAUCUGAUCAUUUCUUUUGACUUGCCUGAUAAUAUUGAAUCUUUUAUUCAACGCCGCGGCCGAGCACGUCACCAUAUCCCUGAACACAUAAUCAUGAUCCCAAGCAACGACGAAUCAUUCUCUUGCACUCUAGAACGAUGGAAUGAGCUCGAAAAAGAGAUGCAAAACGCACGCAUGGAUCAUCUUCGCACCCAAAAGACGACUGGAAAUGGAAACAGGAUGAACAAGUUGACGUUAGAGCAUCGCUUGGCAACGGGGGCUCUGCUGACCAACGAGAAUGCCAUUGCACAUUUAUAUCACUUCUGUGCAGUUGCAAAUAACGCAAGUUACGUGCAUACUUACCCUCAAUUCUCUUUUGAGUCCAAUCAUAUGGAAAAAGCCCAGUCAACUGUACUUUUGCCAAGUUGUAUACAUCCCACACUUCGAAUCGUCAAAGGUCUUCAUUGGUGGAAGACAAAGCAACAAGCUCAGCAAGAUACAGCUUUCCAAGCAAUUCGUCUCUUACACAUGAAUAAGCUCGUCGAUGACCAUUUCUUGCCUUUGUUCUCAAAGGGACCGUCCUUUGAGAAAAUGGAAAUUAAAAGUCCGUCUCAUGAAAUACCCCGUGUGGAUGAAUAUGAGGCCAUGUGGGCACGGCUACCAGGUAAUUGGCUAGAGAGAAAACUCUACAGAUGUCGUGUAACUUUCACGGAGGAUGCAGUACAGGACCCCGAUGUUAAUAUGGCUGUGUACCUUCCUUUUCAGAUAGAAGAUUUCCUGCAACUGCAUUUCAGCCGGGGUAAUCAUUCACAUAUUUCGGCCACAAUGCAUCCACCGGGUACCGAGACUAUGGCCACACCGGAGUUGAGACAGAUGCUACUGAAAACUUCCGCGAUUCUAUUGUUUUCGACGCAGGCAAAACCUGGAUGGCUGCAGUAUCCAGAAUUGUUGCCCUUUUUUACUCCUGACAUUCCCUUAGAUGAACUGGAAGAAUGGCUCACAAUACAUGAAGGGUCGACAAAUAUGCAAGGCGUGCGGGCCAGAGUUCCCAUUCUGUCUCCCCAGGGCCUGAUUCGUAGCCGUGAUGCUCGUUGCCGACCACAGAUCUUUUUAAGAUGGGCGCAAGAAAUCAGAUCAGGGGCAUUGCUGAUUGAAUGCAGGGCACUUCCAAAAAUGAGAAGACUUUUCUCUGUGCCCUUGGUUCAGGAAAACGCUUUAUCUAAAUCCACUAAGCACAACUUAUUAAUGGCAACUCGAUGCUCUAUUGAUUUUCUGCCUUGGAAAACGAGCCAAGCCAGUCUUACGAUUCCGACAAUCAUCCAAUGGCUACAACUUCAGUUGAAUACGCAGGCUCUUCGCCGCCAGGUCUUACAAGACUUCCCUCAAAUGGAUUCUCAAUUAAUAUCUGAGGCACUCGCAGCGCCGUCUUUUCAAUUGACUGUCAAUUACCAAAGGCUGGAGUUUUUUGGCGACUCCAUUCUGAAAUUUCAUGUGACUGCUCACGUUUUUGAUAAAUAUCCUCUAUGGCCUGAGGGGUACCUAUCCAAGUUCAGAGAGCAUGCGGUAUCAAACGCUACGUUGAUACACGCGGCCGUGAAUGCUAGCUUGCAAGAGUUCAUAUGUGCCGAAAUCAUUACCGUGAAACGGAUCAUGUCAUUUUGCACUCAGGACAAAUUCCCAAGCCGUUGUACUCCUGGUAAAAUGUACGCAGAUGUUGUGGAGGCUCUUAUUGCGGCAGCGUACAAGUCUGCUGGCCUGCCUUUGUCUCGCAAGUUGCUUGAGAAGUUCUUGCCAGAUAUUUCUAGCGUAAUGCCGAACUUCGUAUCACCAGAUGAGCCCGCGAGCUUGCCUCCCUUGCAUCUAGAGCAAAAGCUUGACAGAAUUCUUGGGUACUGCUUCCAAAAACGCUCCCUCAUCUGGCAGGCACUUACUCACCCAUCACAGCGAGACUGCUCUACAGCUUCGUAUCAGCGUCUUGAGUUCCUUGGAGAUGCAGUCUUGGAGCUUUUGGUAUCAAAAGCACUUUACGAUCAUUAUCCUGGACUUUCUGAAGGUCGAAUGACCGAAGCUAGAGCAGCUAUUGUCAAUGGUGACUUUCUAGCCUUUCUCUGUAUGGAAUUCUCUAUUAAAGAACCAUAUGAACAUCUGCAGCAUAUCAGUCGAAGUGGUAUGACAGCUGAGAAAGGAAAUUUGGAAAGUGCUCUCUGGAAUUUCAUGCGCCAUGACUCACCAGAAAUCACGAAAUAUCAACAUUUAUGCAAUCGGCGUUAUCGUGAAGGAUAUUCAGCUAUCAAAGAUUGUCUGGACAAUGGUCAAGGCUAUCCGUGGGCAGCGCUUGCACGUCUAGAGCUGUCCAAAUUCUACUCAGACAUCAUUGAGAGCGUGAUUGGGGCAUUGUAUGUGGACAAUAAUCGCACUUUGGAUGCCUGUGAGCUUUUUUUGAAGCGUAUUGGUGUGACAAACUACCUGAUACGUUUUCUUGAGGAUGAUUUCCAGUUGGAGCAUCCCAAAAAUCUCUUGAUCCGCCUCACUCAUCCGAGAAAGCUUGAUUUUCGAUUUUCUCAAACCGCAUCUGGACUUCAUAACCUAUCUGUCUGUAUCGAUGAAGUAGAGGUCGCGUAUGUAGACAGCUGCUCGACAAAGAAGCACGCAGAGGCUCGAGGAGCUGAUGCGGCCCAUGCUGUUCUAUUACACACACACACACACACACACACACACAAUUCAUUACACCCGGAGGUAUCAAGCCUAGAGGGCACCUAUACGCUAUUUGAUCUUUCCAUUGCAUACAUUUUGUCAUAG